AGUGCAUUUCACGUGGUUUAUUUUUCUUCCUCUGAAGUAAAGGAUGGCAGAAACAGAAGAAGUUAAUCCAGUGUUUUUGCAGCAACUGAUGGAGCUAGGCAUCUCUGAAGAUAAAGCCAAGGAGGCUCUGAUUAAAACUGGGAAUCAGUCCAGUGAUUCUGCUGCUCUGUUUUACUUCAGUGAACUUGAAAUGUUUUCUGGAUUUGAGGUUGGUGGAUCUGUGAAUGAUGUAUAUAAGAUGGUGUUUGUUGUGAACAUGGAAUUGACCAUGGGAGUUGGAAAGGUUGCAGCGCAGGUGGCCCAUGCUGCUGUUGGUCUGUAUCAGGUGAUGUUGGAGGAGUCCCACAACUUGCGACAGAUGUUGACAACAUGGGACAAUGAUGGAGGUAAGAAGAUAGUAUUGAGAGGGCAGAGCACUGAACACAUCUUAGAGCUUCAAGAACAGGCUUGUCAACUGAAGCUGCCAAACUUUCUUGUACAGGAUGCUGGAAAAACCCAGAUUGCUGCUGGAUCACGCACAGUCUUGGCAAUCAUGGGUGAGGAGAAGCUGGUCAAUCAGGUUACUGGAAGUCUUCAGCUCUUGUGACACAAACAACUAAUAUUGGCUUUUACAGAAGAGUUGACUGUUUGAGGCAGUAAUAAAUGAAAACAACUAUGAUAUGCACUGGAAACCUGCUUGGUAAAUGGAUAUACCAAAUUCAUGACAUCACAUAAUUGUAUUGCUGAUUUAAAAUUAAUUUUAUUAACUGCUGUGUUUGCUUCAAAGUUUAAAGGUUAAAAUGCUGCCUUCCAAACAACAUAACCUUUAGUUCAAAGAUGAUCUCAUGUGUGGCAUCAGUAUUCGACUUCUGGAUGGAAUGCCUCAAGUCAUCAUAUUUAUAAGUGAGGAAGAAGCAACUGACCAGUGAAUGAAUUGGCUUUGUCAAAUCAAAAGCAGUAAAUUAAUGACUUAGUUUUCCACUAAUUUUGGAGACAUUGGGAUCAGUAUCCCGGAUCCAUUCAUGCUUGACCUGGAUGACUUAGGUUAACAUACUAAGGAUCCUUGAAGAGGCGAGUAGCAUGAACGAUGACCCAAAUGAACUAUUUCUCUCAAAAUGUGAGCACUCUGUAUAAAUUCUGUUAAUGUGUACUGUACACUCUGCUUCAAUUGUUCUACAAAUUGUCUGGUAGUUAUACCAUUCAGGACAGGUAUGUCUUAGAAAUUUCACAUUCUGUUCAGACCGGUCUUCAGUGAGAUUGGUGCAGAACUGAGCAUGUGUAUCAGAUACUAUAUUAGAAUCCAGCAGUUGGUAUUUACAAGUUGAUAAAUACGACUUUGUAUUUGAUUUCUACUUUUUGAAGAACUAGAAGUUACAUAUUAAAUUUCUAAACGGU
Molecule: messenger RNA, 1374 nt
Organism: Rhincodon typus (whale shark)
Lineage: Eukaryota; Metazoa; Chordata; Chondrichthyes; Orectolobiformes; Rhincodontidae
Product: UBA_like_SF and PTH2 domain-containing protein
Exons: 6
Coding region: 44-586 (180 amino acids)
Cellular component (GO): mitochondrion; cytosol
Molecular function (GO): protein binding; peptidyl-tRNA hydrolase activity
Source: RefSeq, a predicted model, not a curated record